AUGGGAACAGCAGGACGCGACAGAAGAGUUCGAAACAACCCCUGUCCAAAGCCUGCUGUUAAAGCCAAGGCGAAAAGUGAGCCUCGAGUUUCCAAAAAGCGCCAGCCAGGAGGCAGAGAUGAAGGUGAAGUUGAUCAGAGUGUUGGUGCUUCUUCAACAGAUGAUUUGACUCUUCAUUUUCAGAACAAGGCGGAGAAAGAACGUGUUCAAGGUUGCAAACGACCUUAUACGCAGCCACGUGAUCGCAGUCCUGGUCAAAAGCGUGGUCGGACAGCAACUUUGACGCGGUCUCCAUUGUCUUCACGCUUUUCAUUGGAUGGUAUUCUGACCAGCGCUCCAGUUGAGCUCACAGAGAUCGGUUUGGAGACAGGAAUCCUCACAAAUGAAAGACAAGAGACAGUUUGCUCUUGUGGAAAACAGAAGUGGAAGAUCGAGGCCAGGAACAACCAUUGCCAGUAUCGUUGCAGCUGUCGCAAGACAGAAAGUGUGGUGGCGCGUGAUCGUGAUAUCUUCUCCCAGAAGCUCCCUCUUCGCUCCCUUUUUGGUGCUUUGUGGCUUUGGUGUUCCCCACUGAAUGUUUCGCCAGAUAAGGGAGGCUUGGUUCUUGGAGUGGACAACCGAGUCAUGCGGGGCUUGUUUGACCAAUUCCGAUCAUGGCUUUCACCAUUGGUGGACCAGCUCAACGACGAGUUGCUGAUCGGAGGGCAAGGCCAGGAUGUAGAAAUGGAUGAGAUCUGUUUCCGAUCCAAAACGUUGGACAACUGUGUGCUCUGGGUGCGCUACUUCGCCAUGGUACGCAGAGGUGGUGGUGGUCCCAUCAGUGUGCAGGAGCUGGCAUCGGUCUUGCGUCGUGAUGAUGGUUCUUUUCGACUUGGCGCUGGUAGUGUUUGCCACACGGAUUCGGCCCGUGCGUACAAGCAGCUGGGCGUCGAGGAUGGCCCCCUUUUCGAUGGCUCCUUCUGCAACGCGAAGGAGCUCAAGGGUCUGAAGCUUGCCCACACCAAUGUCAAGCACAAACCUCCAAAACCGGAGUUUACCAAGCCGUUUGACGUGCCUGUGUGGCAGGGUAUUGAUGACGAUUGGGAGGUCGAGACGCGCAUCGGCGGCACGCAGAAGCUGGAUGGCUUUUUUGCCAGCUUCCGCCGAGACGUGGGGCGGCAGCCCUUCAACACUACUGGACCCACUCCAAAGCAAGCUGAUGCUUUGGAGGAGGGCCUCCAUCAUCGCGUUCGUGCCUUUCAGUGUAAGUUUUGGAUGUCCGGCAGCGACAUGUUUCAAGUCGUCGGCUCACUUCGAAAGAAGGAGCGUGACGACCCUGGGCGUGCUUCUUGGUCAACGCUAGCCGAAUAUUUGAAAGUCGCAGAGCAGUGCGAGCAGCCCAAAAAGCGGCUUGCUCCUGAUGCUGGGGUGGGAUUGUUGGCGGACAGUGAUAGGGAACUGGAUGCCGGCGAAUCCCAGUGCAGUUUGUUGUUCGACGAUGACGAGUGA
Symbiodinium natans is the source of this 1488-nucleotide messenger RNA. The record is from the annotation of a GenBank genome assembly. NCBI's taxonomy places the organism in Eukaryota, Dinophyceae, Suessiales, Symbiodiniaceae.